AAAGACCCACCCGUUUCUAAUUCCCGGAAAAGCAGCACGAUCUCGUAAGGUAAAACUGAUCUUUUAUCGAUUACACACAGGAUGUUAUUUGUAAAUUAGACGAGUUUAACAGUAAAUAUGACAUUUUAACGCAAUUGAGUUGUAUGCAAAAUGGGGAAAAAAGCGUCACAUGAUGUAACGUUGUCGGAUAAUCAUGGAUCCAAGCGACACGGGUUGUCAUGUAAUGUUAUGUAUUCACUUCAUAUAAACAAACUCAGGCUUGGGAUCGAACAGAGGCUUAUAUUUAGAGCAUUACAAUGGCAGAACACACAAAUGAUGGUAAGAGCCGCCUCCCUGUCCCCGAUUAGGGUAUUUUUAUCCUGCUGUUUACACAGUUUGGUGCAGCGUUGUCCUAGCGUCACUGACGUCACGCCCACAGACCGUUGGCUGCCGUCCGUCUGAAGCUCUGACUAGCGAGUUGGAUGCUGCGUCGAAAGUGAAAGCGUUGUUGUAGAAGUUAAAAACACAUUGCAGCAUUUGGUUUUGGUUUAGUUAGAGCUUCAGCUGAAGGAGUCGAUAUCACAAGGAGGGCUCAGAAACACCUGCAGUAUUACAAUAACAGCUCGGACAACACUCAAGUCUUGGGAAGAAACCCAGACCCAUAUAUAAAAAAAAUUGUGCGGUUUCUUCUCUGGAAAUUCAGAAAAUCGUCGAGAGCCUCAAAAAUUGAUUAUGAACAGCUCCCAAGCUUCUUCCAACCAACUCAUGGAGCUUUUUCAGAAUGAAAAAAUCACCAAAAUCAAGUCUUGGUUCUUUGGCAAGGAAGACGAAAGCAAGAAAGAAGAGCUGAUAAGAUCCACGCAGUCCCUCCAUCACUAUGUGCACAAAUACUUCAGCAUCACUAACAGACUGUUGGAGAUCCUCAAUACUCACAUGGAGCGAAACAUCUGUCCUGCAGUCUCAGCAAAUGAAAAUGAAAGUAUUGAACAGAACUGUGCCAGGUUGAGAGAGGUCAUGUGUCAGAUUGUUGAUGUUUGUGAAAGGGAGGAGAAACAUUGUAAGAGCAUUGCACCAGAUCUUUAUGAGAAGAUUGCCUUCUCUAUGGUGUCAUUGAAAGACAAGGUUACGGUCAUAAAGGAACUGCAUGAGAACACCAUGGGUAUCCUGGGGAAUGUCUUGUGUCCUUUAGUCACUGUUCAAUUGGCAAGAAGUGAUCUGAGAAACGUUAUGCCUCCACUUGAAGAGCUUAAAUCUCUGUCUGCUUCAUCAUUUGUCCUGGGAGAUCUAGUGCAGAGCAGUAAAAACAUCACUAAACUUCUGUGUAAAGCAGAGAACCAGGAGAAGACCCUUGAUGAAGCCGUUCAGUUAGUGCAAGAUCUCCUUUCUAUUCUGAGAGAGCCCUGUGACUCCUACGAUGACAUUCUGACUGAAGUGGAAGCCUAUGUGAGCAUCAUAUUAAAAAAACAUAAGGCACAAUAAAACAGAAAGUUUGAGAGAGAAGUCACAGAGAGGUUAAUAAAAAAAGAUGAUGUUAAAAAUAAUUCAAUAGCAGUUUACCUCUCAUUUGCGUAUUUGCUGCUUUAAGUGUUAUUACACCAAUGUCACUCAUCUAAAAAAAUAAACUUAUCACAUGUGCAAAUGUG
This is a messenger RNA of Triplophysa rosa, 1622 nucleotides long. Its product is annotated as single-pass membrane and coiled-coil domain-containing protein 3-like. The record is from RefSeq and is a predicted model, not a curated record. The transcript has 3 exons. NCBI's taxonomy places the organism in Eukaryota, Metazoa, Chordata, Actinopteri, Cypriniformes, Nemacheilidae. The coding region runs from base 712 to 1458 and encodes 248 amino acids.